This is a messenger RNA of Microdochium trichocladiopsis, 1092 nucleotides long. RefSeq lists its product as uncharacterized. The transcript has 4 exons. The record is from RefSeq and is a predicted model, not a curated record. NCBI's taxonomy places the organism in Eukaryota, Fungi, Ascomycota, Sordariomycetes, Xylariales, Microdochiaceae. Bases 1 to 1092 code for a protein of 363 amino acids.
AUGACCGAGGACUUCAGCAGGAAGCCCUGGGACAUGAGUGCACCCGCUGCUGGGACGCCGAGCACGGCUCGUGUCAAUCCUGACUGCCGUGGAUUACAGCGUCUCGAAGGGCGAGUCGUCCUCCUUGGCGGGUCUAAGGCCGGCAAGACUCGUCUCCGAGAGCAGAUCCUGAAGGCUGUAGCAGAGCCAAAUCUAGACUUCAACAUUGACGAGCGCACACGGAUCGAGAAGAAGCACGCGGAGCGCUUGCUCCAUUACAUCACCAUUCGCGAGUACACGGGGACCUGGAGUGUGACCUCGGAAUGUUUACCGCAUAAGAUCGAGAUUGUCGAGGUCCCCAGUUGGGCUGACGAUAUCAGCGAAGUUCUAGCAGGACACGACAGUCCCGGAACAGUAGUCUUGCUGUUAUACGAUCCUAGGUGGCCGUUCGCUCGCCGUCAAGUUUUGGGCAGGUGGGAGAAACUCAAGAAGGUCUCAUUUUCUGAAGCUUCGUCAAUGAAGCCCAUUCUUGUUUCUACCUUCUCUGACCAGCCUCUUCAGGGGACUGGUGACUCCGGGGGUAAGGUCAAGCUAGCCGAGCACCUGGGUUUUCCCGCCUUCACUAUUUCUCUGCGGAGCCGCCGUCAUGUACACGAGCUCAUCGCUGAGAUAUACCGGUCGCUGGGAGUAGCAUGCCCAGACAUUGAGAUAGAGAUCUACAGCGACGCCGGAGAGAACGAGAGCUCACAUGCUGAGCCGGACGACGGACUGCAGGCAGAGAUGUGGUCUGCUGAGCACGACAAGGAGCCGCAGGUUGGGGAGCUGCAGGCUGAGGAUCUACCAGCUCAGCCGCCCAAGGAGGGUGCGCAAAGGGAGGAUUUCAGCUUGGAGGAUUCGCCCAGCGAGAAGGUCUGGCUCAGGAAGCCGUCCAAGGCUGGGGCGGCACUGGGCUGCUGUGGUUGUCCUCUGGCGGUUGCCUGCAGGAACUUGGUAGACAGGUUGAAAAGGCGUAUCAACCGAGGGCCAGCGAGUCUUUCCAGGCGCGUACGUGCGCGCGUCUCCAGCAGCGGCGCCGAGCGGCGCGACUCUAUGGCGCCGCUUCUCGAGAAAUAG